Pochonia chlamydosporia 170 is the source of this 999-nucleotide messenger RNA. RefSeq names its product polyhydroxybutyrate depolymerase. The coding region runs from base 1 to 999 and encodes 332 amino acids. The record is from RefSeq and is a predicted model, not a curated record. NCBI's taxonomy places the organism in Eukaryota, Fungi, Ascomycota, Sordariomycetes, Hypocreales, Clavicipitaceae. Gene Ontology annotation, molecular function: serine-type peptidase activity. The transcript is spliced from 4 exons. Gene Ontology annotation, biological process: proteolysis.
AUGAAGUCACCAGUUGCCCUCGCCAUUGUGGCAAGCUCAGUUCACGCAGCAGACCUGCAAGCCUACAAUGUUGACCCCAAAUCUGUCUCUGUGUCGGGACUAUCCGCCGGUGGAUUCAUGGCCGGUCAACUUGGCGUAGCAUACUCAGGAACCUUUCAGACUGGAUUCGGAGUAUUCGCAGCUGGUCCGUACGAUUGUGCUAGGAGUCAAUCCUACACCACAUGCAUGUACAACAUGAACCCAUCCAUCACAACACCCACCGCCAACAUGAAAGCCUGGAGCGGCAAACAAAUCGACCCAACCACCAACCUCCAACAACGCAAAAUCUUCCUCGAAGUCGGAACUGCCGACUACACCGUCGGUUCCAACCCCAUGAACGCGCUGAAACAGCAACUCUCAGGCUUCGCUCCCACCGCCAACAUCGCCUACGUCGCCCGGUCCGGCCAAGGGCACACAUUCCCCACGGACUUCAACGGCGCGGGUGAUAACGCAUGCGGACUGUCCUCGUCGCCCUACAUUUCCAACUGCGGAUACGACGGUGCAGGUGCUGUGCUGCAAUGGAUGUAUGGCACCCUGAAUGCGCGGUCAUCCGCGGCGCAAGGCUCGGUCGUAAGCUUCAGCCAGACUGGGUCGUAUGGAUCAGCGGGUUUAGACAAGACGGGGUAUUUGUAUGUUCCGAAGGCUUGUGCUGAUGGGAGUGUGGUGUGCAAACUACAUGUUGCUUUGCAUGGUUGUCUGCAGAGUUAUUCUUCUAUUGGGAACAAGUACAUCACUAAUACUGGGUAUAACUUGUGGGCUGACACCAACAACAUUAUUGUAUUGUACCCACAGGCAGUUCCUGAUAAUACGAUCCAUCCUAUUUGGCAGGGCGUUUUGUCGAACCCUAACGGGUGCUUUGACUGGGUUGGAUGGUACGGGCAGAAUGCAGACCAGAAAGGAGGAGUCCAAAUGGCCGCUAUUGUCAACAUGGUCAACCGAGUCACUUCUGGGUUCAAGUAG